Molecule: messenger RNA, 1185 nt
Organism: Acanthosepion pharaonis
Lineage: Eukaryota; Metazoa; Mollusca; Cephalopoda; Sepiida; Sepiidae
Source: the annotation of a GenBank genome assembly
AUGUUUGUUCUUUUCCACAUUCAUUCAUUUUUUUUCUUUCUCUCUCUCACUCUCUUUUUCCUUUCUUCCAUAAGUUCUUUUCCCUAUUCAUUGUCUUUUUCUUUUUCGUUUCCCUUCUGCCUCUCUCUCUCUCUCUCUCUCUCUCUUUCUUUCUGCCUCUUUUCUACCAGAAGUCCAUUCCUCAGUCCUUUUCUUCUCUCUCAUUCUCUGUCACUCUUUUCCUCAUUUUUUCGUAGGUCUUUUUCCCUUUCGUUCUCUCUCUUUCUCUCUUUCUACCUCCCUCUCUCUCUCUCUCUCUCUCUCUCUCUCUCUGCCUAUUUUCUACCAGAAGUCCAUUCCUCAGUCCUUUUCUUCUCUCUCAUUCUCUGUCACUCUUUUCCUCAUUUUUUCGUAGGUCUUUUUCCCUUUCGUUCUCUCUCUUUCUCUUUCUACCUCCCUCUCUCUCUCUCUCUCUCUCUCUCUCUUUCUGCCUCUUUUCUACCAGAAGUCCAUUCCUCGGUCUUUUCCCUUUCGUUCUCUCUCUUUCUCUCUUUCUACCUCCUCUCUCUCUCUCUCUCUCUCUCUCUGCCUCUUUUCUACCAGAAGUCCAUUCCUCAGUCCUUUUCUUCUCUCUCAUUCUCUGUCACUCUUUUCCUCAUUUUUUUCGUAGGUCUUUUUUCCCUUUCGUUCUCUCUCUUUCUCUCUUUUCUACCUCCCCUCUCUCUCUCUCUCUCUCUCUCUCUGCCUAUUUUCUACCAGAAGUCCAUUCCUCAGUCUUUUUCCCUUUCGUUCUCUCUCUUUCUCUUUUCUACCUCCCUCUCUCUCUCUCUCUCUCUCUCUCUCUCUUUCUUUUCUCUUUUCACCAGAAGUCCAUUCCUCAGUCCUUUUCUUCUCUCUCAUUCUCUGUCACUCUUUUACUCAUUUUUUCGUAGGUCUUUUUCCCUUUCGUUCUCUCUCUUUCUCUCUUUCUACCUCCCUCUCUCUCUCUCUCUCUCUCUCUCUCUCUCUCUCUCUUUCUGCCUCUUUUCUACCAGAAGUCCAUUCCUCGGUCCUUUUCUUCUCUCUCAUUCUCUGUCACUCUUUUACUCAUUUUUUCGUAGGUCUUUUCCCUUUCGUUCUCUCUCUUUCUCUCUUUCUACCUCCCUCCCUCUCUCUCUUCUUUUAUUCCGUCGGUCUAAUUUACUCAUUUUUUCCAAAGGGAAAUGA